AUGGAAGGCCCUUUGCAAACUUCCAUUCACGUGUGCCAUGAAAAUGGUCAGUGGAUGUCACGGUUACCAGAAAAGCUGUGGGAUAUUCCCCUCUAUAACUUAGCCCUUCCAGGGAGUCACGACACUAUGACCUACUGCUUGGAUAAAAACUCUGCUGUUAGUGGCAAUGAAUCCAAGCUGGUGAAGUUUUUAAACAAAUGUAUGCCCUGCAUUGUGCACCCCAUUAUCAUGAAGUGGUCUACAACACAGGUACUGACUGUGACGGAGCAACUUGAGGCUGGAGUUAGAUAUCUGGAUUUCAGGAUUGCCCACAAGGCCAGCGAUCCAUCUAUGAAUUUGUACUUUGUGCAUAUGGUUUACACAACUGUUACUGUACAGGAUAUUCUGUGGGAAGUGUUAAGGUGGCUGGAAACUCAUCCUCAGGAAAUUGUUAUCUUAGCCUGCAGGAAUUUUGAUGGAUUAACCAAGAAACUUCAUUGUCAUCUUAUUACCUGUAUAAAAGAGAUUUUCCAGUGUAAACUGUGUCCCAGAAAUGUGGUGCCGACGCUGCGGACCAUGUGGCAGCGUGGCCAUCAGCUUAUAGUCUCGUACGAAGAGGACGUGGAAGUGGAGGAGCACUGUGAGCUGUGGCCCGCGAUCCCAUACUGGUGGGGAAACAAAACUGCCACUCGCACUCUUAUCCAGUAUUUAGAGCGCAUGAAGCGGAUAGGCCGUCCAGAAAAAUUCUUUGUAGCAGGGAUUAACCUUACUGAAAAUUUAAGGUAUAUUCUCUUACACCCAUUUGGAUCGUUGAAGAAAAUGACACUCCAGAGUCUUCCAUGCUUGAAAAUCUGGAUAAAGCAGCAGUAUCCAGGACCAAAAAAAGAAUGUAUUAACAUCGUUGCUGGAGACUUCAUAGGAAACGAUGACUUUGUCAAAGAUGUGAUAGACCUUAACACAAAAAUUAAUCCUCCGUUAUACUGUCAAAGUAAAGGGGCUGGAACAAACAGCAUUUCAUUCUCAGCUUCUUAA
This is a messenger RNA of Aptenodytes forsteri (emperor penguin), 1011 nucleotides long. It is a transcript of the gene PLCXD1, whose product is annotated as phosphatidylinositol specific phospholipase C X domain containing 1. Bases 1 to 1011 code for a protein of 336 amino acids. Lineage: Eukaryota; Metazoa; Chordata; Aves; Sphenisciformes; Spheniscidae. The record is from RefSeq and is a predicted model, not a curated record. Gene Ontology annotation, biological process: lipid metabolic process. The transcript has 6 exons. Gene Ontology annotation, molecular function: phosphoric diester hydrolase activity.